UCCUCUUUGAGAGAAAUCUCUCCCUCUCUCUCUCUUCUUGUAGACUUCGUUUUCUCUCUUCGAUCUUCUCGUUUUUCGUCAAUCGAUCAAAUUCAGGAGGAGCGAAAUUUCUUUCCGCAGAUCGAAACCUUAACAGUUUUCUCCGUUUCUCCUUCUCUCUAGAAUCCGCGUUUUUCUUUUUUAUCAAUCAUUUCCGAUGGAUUCUGGAAUCCUUGUAAUUCCCUCGUAGGGCCAAAAACCCUAGCUGUCGAAGACCUUCAAUCGGUGCACGAGACUAUAAUUUAUUUCAUUCUAGCUAGGUUUGGGGUUUUCCGAUUCGAAACUAUUAGAUUGUUGGGUGAGAAUCAGGGGUUCCUCAGAAUCUAAUGCGAGAUUAGCCUUGUGACUUUAGGAUGAGCUAGUUUUGUUUUUUUUUGGUUUUUAGUGGAGAUUUUACCAAUUCUGGUCGAAGAUCUUAGAAAUACAAUUUAGAUUGUCCGUCUCGGAAUCUUACUGUACAUAUAGCUAGAUCGUGACCUCCUGAUGAAUUUCCUGGUGGUGAAUCGUGGGGUUCGUUGGUAAUUUUGGCUACUUGGGAUCAUGCGUUUCGGUUGAUUUGAAUAUUAUUGGUGGUUACUUGAGAGAGUUGAGAAUAGAGAACUACAGUAGAAGAACUUGUAAGAAGACUUGCGUUUUUGGGUAUUUAUUUACCAUAGAGAACUACAGUUAAACAACUUGAUACGGCGUUGAGAACAUAUAGUGGUGUUUCUUGGCCUUGACCAGCUAUAAUCUUGUGGCGUGUACAAUGAGUAUAGCAGAUGAACAACAAUUUGCGAUGGAUCAACUUGUCGAAACCAAUGAUGAAUCCAAAAAGAAACCAAGAAUUUCAUACACGAGAGGAUUUCUCUUAUCGUUGAGCGAUAAGGAUGCGUGUAAGAAGCUGCCAGAUGUGCCUAGUGAAUUUAAUGAUUUACUGUGGCGUGACUCCGAAGAUCCUUCACCCGAGCGACACAGAAUUUCUGGCGAUUUUUCGUCUCAUGGUUUGAGGCGGAAUGACUAUAGUUCAUCGCCUCCCACCAGGGGUGAAUUAGUUAGUAACUCUCGAGGCGUCCAUGGAAGAUGGGAAGGGCGAUCAGGUGGAUGGAGUGAUAAAGAUGGUGAUUCACAGUCAGACCGGGACCCAGGAGAGCCUGGGAGGCGUUCUGGCAUGCCAUCCCGGAGGCCUUGGCAAGCACCGGAGCAUGAUGGUCUAUUGGGGAAAGGUUCUUUCCCUAAGCCUUCUGGAUUUGGUGCAGGGCCAUCUGGCCCCAGAGCUCAAUCUAAUGACUCGUAUCAGCUGAGGAGAAGCAAUGAACCUUACCAUCCUCCUCGCCCAUACAAGGCGCCACCUUACACUCGACGUGACACUAGAGACUCACUAAAUGAUGAGACGUUUGGUUCUUCUGACUCUACAAGUGAAGAUAGAGCGGAAGAAGAAAGAAAAAGAAGAGCUUCUUUUGAGUUGUUAAGGAAGGAACAUCAAAAAGUAUUCCAGGAGAGGCAAAAAUUAAACCCAGACUUGCGUAAAAACGACUUUGAUUUUACUGAACUCCUUGGGGAAUCCAUAGAUGAAAAAGAGCUUCCAAGUAGAAGCGAUGAAGUUAGUAACACCCCAGCAAUUCCUGGCUCUAGUAUUCCAGCAAGUGCUGCACCCAGACCACUUGUACCGCCUGGUUUUGCAAGCACAAUUUUGGAAAGAAAGCAAGGGGAAAAACCUCAAACUGAAACUUCUCAGCAUGAGAGUAGUCCUUUGACUAUCAAAGGCAUUAAUAUGGUGAAUGGAACGUCUGUUGCUAAUGAAGAAAAACAGUCGGGAAUUACGAUUGGAUCAAGUGAGAUGCUGGUAGAAGGUGAAGCUGUUCGUGCCUUCUCCUCUGACACAAGUGAACAGGCUGUUAAUAUGUCUUUAUUUCUUAACAAAUCUACAGAUAAAGUUCAUAAGGACAAAAGUUUUGGAAAGCUUUCCACCAUCUCAACUGCUGCUGAAGCUCAUGGAUAUCCUAGAAAAAUUGAGCAAACUACAGUGACUUUGGACCAGAAGAAAAGCUUGGAGAUUUCGGAUGGGCCAUCAAUUCUGGAUAAGAUAUUCAACACCGCUAUAAAUUUUAGUAGUGUUGACUCCUCUAAUAUUACUCAGAAAAAUGUAGAAAAGGUAGAAGAAACACGGACCCCUCCGACUGUUAAAUCCUCCAAGUUCGCGCAUCUAUUUCUUGAAGAAGAUAACAAGCCAGUGGAAGAUCUUGCAUCCAGCGGGCCACCGAGAGGCUUACUGUCACUACUUCAAGGUGCAGAUAAAUUGCAACCUUUUGACACAAAAGCUAAGGGGGAACUUUCGAUGGAUUUUCCUUAUCAAGGCCAUGCCACUAAAAAUACUGAUAAGUUAAGCAACACUUCCACUAGUAAAUCAGUAACUGCUGCUCCACCGGUUCUCACUUGUGAAGACCUUGAGCAGUCUAUUCUGUCAGAAGUCACUGAAAGCUAUCAUCCACCACCACCACCACCGCCAGUUGAACAAGACUUGAGUGUUUCCUCAGUGAAGAAGACCAAACAACGGAAAGCGUCUGUUGAUGACCAGGCUUCCCAGCACCUUCUUUCUUUAUUACAGAGAAGUGCAGACCCAAAAAGUCAAGAUACGCAGUUACUUUCAGUUACAGAGAGUAGACCACCACCAUCUGUGAAACCACCUACAGCAGGAGAACCAGAUCCAGCGAAGUCUUUGACUCUUGAGAAUCUGUUUGGGAGUGCCUUCAUGAAUGAACUGCAGUCUAUUGGAGAACCAGGUUCUGGAAGACCUAUGGUUUCUGAUGCUCCUGGGGUUCCGCUUCGAUCAGACAGGUCUAUUGGUGAACUGAGCCAAAGAAACCAAGCUAGACCUGACAGUCUUCCCGGAGGCCUACUAGGCCUUCCAGAAGAUGGUAACUUACUUGCAAUGGGAGGUCCUGCAAACCCACAAAAUUUCUUGUCUUUUCCAGGAUCUCAUAAUCAGGAGCCUGAAGUAACUUUCAACAUCUCUGACAAGCUAGCUGCUUUCAACUCUGGUCCAAGGAACGAGAGACCAACAAUGGGAGGUCAAGAUGGUCCUUAUCUUCACCACCAUCCCCAACAAUACACAACCGACCACUCCUCUCACUUGAAUGGUUCAGGCCAAGCCUUCCAUCCGUUUGAUUCUCGACAUGCGCAUUUAAAACCUCAGCUCGAUUUCAUGGGCCAAGGAAGCAUCAUAGCUCAACAUCAGGAUUCGCCACCAAAUCAACGGUUUCCAGCAAACAUGAUUCAUCGUCCACCUUUCCAUCAUUCAACAACCAGUGGACUUCCCGAGUUUGAUCGUCUUCCUCCACAUAUGAUGCAGAAGAUGCAUAUGCAAGAGAACCUGCAACACCAUCAGCUCAUGCAAGGAUUCCCCGGUGGUGGUCCACCACACCAUCGCUCUCCUCAUGUAAACAACCAAAUGCCGGGUCUCAUUCCCGAGUUAAAUGCUUCACAAGGCUUACCCUUCGCCCAUCGCCAGCCUAACUACGCUAUGCCACCACCAGGUUCUCAAGUUAAUAGAGGAGAUCCUCCAGCUUCACUGCAGACACUCUUGGGGAUUCACCAGAGGAUGGACCCUUCCAAGCAGAUACCGCCGAUGGGUCAAGGCGGUGGUCCUAAUCGCCAGGGUUCUAUGGGUCAUGAACUCGACCUUGGCUUUGGCUACAGGUAACUUGCUCUGCCCACAAUCCUCUUAACACCCUAAGAGAGUAAGAGGUGUGUCUGCGUAAAACUAAGUUGCUUUGUGAUGUGCAAGUAAUCAAAAUUACCAUUUGUGAAUUUAAGAAAGAAAAAUAGAAGAAGAACACUAUAUACUCUCGUUUAUCUGGCUGCUUGUGAGAUGUGGAUGCUUUUAAUUAACAGUGGUAGAUUUUGAUGAAGUUUCGAGUCCGUGUGAUUGGUAUUAUCUAUUUUAGGUUUUUAUUUACCGUUGUUCAAAUCUCUAUGGCUGUCUCCGUGUGUCGAAGGUAACAAGUUAAGUGUGAGACUGAGGACUUUUUUUUUCAG
This is a messenger RNA of Eutrema salsugineum, 4053 nucleotides long. RefSeq lists its product as uncharacterized. NCBI's taxonomy places the organism in Eukaryota, Viridiplantae, Streptophyta, Magnoliopsida, Brassicales, Brassicaceae. The record is from RefSeq and is a predicted model, not a curated record. Bases 785 to 3718 code for a protein of 977 amino acids. The transcript has 10 exons.